Plectropomus leopardus (leopard coralgrouper) is the source of this 734-nucleotide messenger RNA. RefSeq names its product gamma-crystallin M3-like. Gene Ontology annotation, biological process: lens development in camera-type eye; visual perception. The record is from RefSeq and is a predicted model, not a curated record. NCBI's taxonomy places the organism in Eukaryota, Metazoa, Chordata, Actinopteri, Perciformes, Serranidae. Gene Ontology annotation, molecular function: structural constituent of eye lens.
AUGGGCAGGAUUAUCUUCUAUGAGGACAGGAACUUCCAGGGCCGGUCCUAUGACUGCAGCAGCGACUGCUCCGACAUUCACAUGCACCUGAACCGCUGCAACUCCUGCAGGGUGGAGAAUGGGUGCUUCGUGGCGUACGACCGCCCCAACUUUAUGGGUAAUCAGAUCUUCCUGAAGAGAGGCGAGUACUCUGAUUUUCAGCGCAUGGGGAGCAUGAUGGGCAUGGGUAUGAUGGAUACUAUCCGCUCCUGCCGUAUGGUCCCAUUGCACAGAGGGCAGUUCAGGAUGAGGAUCUAUGAGAGGGAGAACUACGGAGGCCAGAUGCAUGAGCUGAUGGACGACUGCGAGUCUCUCCAGGAUCGUUUCUUGAUGUCUGACUGCCAGUCCUGCAACGUGAUGGAUGGCCACUGGCUGAUGUUCGAGCAGCCCAACUUCAGAGGCCGCAUGAUGUAUGUGAGACCAGGAGAGUACAGGAGCCUCAGAGACAUGGGGGCAAUCAACAUCUCCAGAAUCAGCUCCAUCAGGCGCAUCAUGGAUAUGUGCUGAUCGUUGUUUGAUUAAAGAAACUGUGUUGAAAAAUAAAAUUCAUAUUUUGAAGUAGUUUUCCGUGGUUUUGUAGUUUUAUUUAUGCUUUGCAAUGUAGCAGUGGUGCAAGGGGCACAAUUUUCCCCCUUGAAAGGUUAGAGGGAAACACUGAUAUUUUUGGAUCCUAAAAAAAUAAAGAUUUAUCUUUU